Messenger RNA from Oncorhynchus masou masou (cherry salmon), 897 nucleotides. RefSeq names its product rho GTPase-activating protein 7-like. Bases 379 to 897 code for a protein of 172 amino acids. Gene Ontology annotation, biological process: actin cytoskeleton organization; regulation of Rho protein signal transduction. The record is from RefSeq and is a predicted model, not a curated record. Gene Ontology annotation, cellular component: membrane raft; focal adhesion. NCBI's taxonomy places the organism in Eukaryota, Metazoa, Chordata, Actinopteri, Salmoniformes, Salmonidae. The transcript has 5 exons. Gene Ontology annotation, molecular function: protein binding; GTPase activator activity.
CGUUUGUCCAUUCCUAAAAUCUUAUUCACACACUAGUUCAUUCACAUUCGCGCUUGGGUCCCCAUAGGAAGUUUCAGUAGGGAAGUGAUUUCAUAAGAUCGAGGAGGAAUUUUAUUGCGUCCUGUUCAGGCAAACGACAAUAUAACCAUGGAAUUACUGUAUUAUGUACUGUUCAGCGACCUUUUGGGGCUAAUUGUGUCUAGAGUUUGAGUCUAUAGACACUGUUUCGUGCGGAGGUUUUGGGUUGAACUACGCUGGAAAGCAGAAAAUAUGCGAGCUUCGCCCUAACAUUGGAGUAAACCUGAGCGGACUCGCCAGCCUGGGCGCAGCGGAGUAUUUGGUUUUAUCCCGAGGAAGUCUCCGUGUAGAGAAAUAAACAUGAUUUUAACUCAGAUGGAGGCCAAAGAGGCGUGCACCUGGCUCCGGGCUGCCGGUUUCCCACAGUACGCCCAGCUGUACGAAGAUGGCUUGUUCCCCAUUGAGAUUGUGUCUGUGACCAGGGACCAUGAUUUCCUGGACCGAGAUGCCAUCGAGGCUCUGUGCAGGAGACUGAACAUUCCUCAACAAGUGUGCCCUGAUGAGACUGAGAUCUCCCCACAGAGAAAGAGAAGUGAGGAUUCAGACGAGGAAGAGCUAUGCGCCAUCAGUGGCCUUUGGACCUUCCAGCGGGACAGCAAGCGCUGGUCUCGCCUGGAGGAGCUGGAUGUCUUCUUCCUCCCGGUGGAAACCAGCCGCCUUUCCCCAGGUCCAGAGACCCUCGGCCGGUCAGGGCAGCUCCGCGAGGGCCUGAGCUCCGAGAGUGUGCUGGACGGAUCUCAGCGAGCAGCCCGAGGUGGCCUCGCUUCACAGCAGCGGGAGUGUGGGAGAGGGAGGGAUAGUCGAUGGUGCCACAUCUAG